Zea mays is the source of this 1613-nucleotide messenger RNA. RefSeq lists its product as uncharacterized. The coding region runs from base 377 to 1381 and encodes 334 amino acids. Lineage: Eukaryota; Viridiplantae; Streptophyta; Magnoliopsida; Poales; Poaceae. The record is from RefSeq and is a predicted model, not a curated record. Gene Ontology annotation, molecular function: DNA-binding transcription factor activity, RNA polymerase II-specific; protein dimerization activity; RNA polymerase II cis-regulatory region sequence-specific DNA binding. The transcript is spliced from 8 exons. Gene Ontology annotation, cellular component: nucleus. Gene Ontology annotation, biological process: regulation of transcription by RNA polymerase II.
GGUUCGGGCUCCUCCUUUUCCGUUGCCCCGGCGUGCUCCUCUUCUCUUCUCUUCUCUGCCUGCCCAUCCGCACAUCCAUCCACUAAUAUUGGCAGAGCGGCGUCCGAGUGGAAACGGCAGCAGACGAAAAGCCCAAGCAGACCACGCAUUGAUCGCAGCUCAUCAUCAACCAUCAAUCAUCAUCAUCACGGCGGCGCGCACGUCGUCGUACUGCUCUGCUAGCCAGCCCUUUGUAUUUAAGCCGACGCUCUGCUGGGCUCGCUUCUCCCUUCCUCUCCGCUCGUCUCCGCUAGCUAGCUGCACCAUCGUGCAUGCGUUCCCGGCCGCCGCGCCGCCCGCCUGCAGGACCCGCGCUGCCGAUCGACGUCGGUGCACAAUGUGGAACUGCUCGUCGCUCCUGCUGCAGUACGGCGACGACUACGCAGCCAGGUGCGAGAGCUCUAGUUCACCGGCAGGAGCUGUGGGCCUGGACAGGAUACUAGCGGCGGAGUAUGGCCGGUUCGAUUCUCUGGACCUGUCGCCGCCGCCGCCGCUUCACGGUCUUCAGGCGCAGACGCUUUUUGCUAUUCACGGUUCUUCAGAGAACUGCCUAGGAAUAGGCGCGAAUCCAAUCUACAGCACCGAGGCCCGGCCCGCGUUCUCGCAGCUCAGCUUCACCCAGCCAGCUGCUGAUACCGCUGCCCACUACUCGAUGAAAUGGACGGCAGCGGGGGAGACGGCGACCGGUGGCGGGGGAAGCCGUCUCAGGGGAUCGAAGAGGCUCAAGACAAAGACGCCAGCCACAGCACAAGGUCCACAGCACCACGGCCAGCGGUGCAGUCCGAAACCAACAACAAGUCAGUCUAUCAAGGCACCACCAUGUAAGAGGAGCCAGAAGCUGGGGGACAAGAUCACGGCGCUUCAGCAGCUAGUCUCCCCUUAUGGCAAGGUAAGCUCUUGGACUUGCCGCUCAUGUCCUGUACCCCUACUUGUGACCUGGCAUGUGGCGUGUGCAGACGGAUACGGCAUCAGUGCUCCACGAGGCAGCCACCUGCAUCAAGCACCUCCACGAGCAGAUCCAGGUGAGCAGAUGGCGCAUCGUCCUCUUACUUACUCAGAAUGGUCAUGCGACGGACGCUCGGGCACGAGGAGCAACAGAUUUGCAGCAAGUCACGUUCUCCAGCGUCACAGCAGGACACGGGCGACGAAGAGGGCGGCGCGACGGGUCUGCGCCGGCGAGGCCUGUGCGUGGCGUCGCUGUCCCCGGCCGUCGUGCAGCUCGUGUCGGCCGAGGCCGCGCUCGGCAACCGCGACACGGAAGACCACUGGCGCUGGCUCGGCACUCUGUAAGUCUGUAGCCGGGGCGGAGAACGAUGCUGUGCUGCCAUGCUUCAGUUCGUAGACGGUAGGAGCACGAGACAUGGCCGCAGGGGUUGGUGUCAUCAGGCCUUCAGAUACAGCGUUAGACCUCAAUUUCACUGGGGAAAAAAUAAAUAUUACUCACCUGCUUCGAGAGGUUAUUAGUUAGUACAAUGGAUAUAUUAUAUACUACAUUAAUACGUCACCUUCUGUUUUAUCCUGAUCCUGAUGGUUGCCUCUAUAGUCUGUACUGCAAGUUUACUCCAUGAUGUGCU